Falco peregrinus (peregrine falcon) is the source of this 333-nucleotide messenger RNA. It is a transcript of the gene NDUFAF8, whose product is annotated as NADH:ubiquinone oxidoreductase complex assembly factor 8. NCBI's taxonomy places the organism in Eukaryota, Metazoa, Chordata, Aves, Falconiformes, Falconidae. The coding region runs from base 67 to 273 and encodes 68 amino acids. The transcript is spliced from 3 exons. Gene Ontology annotation, biological process: mitochondrial respiratory chain complex I assembly. The record is from RefSeq and is a predicted model, not a curated record. Gene Ontology annotation, cellular component: mitochondrion.
CGUGGCGAGCGACCAAUCCCGGCUGCCCCGCCAUGGCGGCGCCCAGGCGGUGAGGCGGCAGCGGCGAUGUCGGGCCGCGGCGUGUGGCUGCGGGCGCGGCUGCGGCUGCGGCGCUUCCCCGCGCUGCUGGCGGGCUGCGGGGAGCAGGCGGCGGCCUACGGACGGUGCGUGGCGGCGGCGGCGGCGGGGCCGGCGGAGCUGCGGCGGGACACCUGCCUGCAGGAGUUCCGGGCGCUGCAGGAUUGCUUCUCCCGGGCGGCGAAGGCGACAUGACGGUGGUGGCCGCCCCACGGCCCGGAGACGCUUCGCGAAAAAUAAAAUCUCUGCAGCGGC